AUGGUCAGAACCUCUUCUCUCACACCCAGAAGCAAAUUCUUCGUGAGAAAGCACAGAAAAUGGCCAGUCUCACCCUACAACACCAAAUGGCACAAACUCUUCAACCAACACCAAGCCUUACAAACCCUCAAACACUCCCCACUAAACCCACCCCAAACUCUUCUCUCCACACUCAUCCACUCCUUCAACACUUUCAACUGUGACCCAACUCCUGAAGCUUACAACUUUGUCCUAAAAACCCUCUUUAAAACCUCCCAACUCUCCCACAUCCCAUCUGUUCUUGACCGCCUUGAAUCCAUCGAGAAAUUCCACCCACCCGAAUCCAUCUUCGCCAACCUGAUCAGAUUCUACGGCAGUGCCAAUCGAGUUGAGGAUGCCAUUGAUGUUUUCUGCAGGAUACCCAAGUUUAGAUGUGACCCUUCUGCGGUCUCACUCAACUCUCUGCUAUAUGUGCUUUGUGGAAGUAGUGAAGGUCUUAAAAUGGUGCCCCAGGUUUUGAUGAACAGCAGAGCAAUGGGAAUUAGGCUUGAAGAGUCGAGCUUUCGGAUUUUGAUCUCUGCAUUGUGUAGAAUUGGAAGUGUUGGGUAUGCUAUUGAGAUAAUGAAAUGCAUGAUUAGUAAUGGGUAUGAUUUGGAUGUGAAGAUUUGCUCUUUGGUAUUGUCAUCAUUGUGUGAGCAAAAAGGUGUAGGUGGUUUGGAGGUUGUGGGUUUUGUGGAGGAGAUGAAGAAGGUUGGGUUUUGUCCUGGGAUGUUGGACUAUUCCAAUGUGAUUAGGUGUUUGGUGAAACAGGGGAAGGGUUUGGAUGCUUUGAGAGUUUUGUGUAAGAUGAAAGUCGAGGGGAUGAAGCCUGAUAUUGUGUGUUAUACCAUGGUUUUGUAUGGUGUUAUCGCAAAUGGGGAUUACAAGAAUGCAGAUAAGGUGUUUGAUGAGUUGCUUGUGUUGGGUUUGGUUCCUGAUGUUUAUACUUACAAUGUGUAUAUAAAUGGGUUGUGUAACCAGAAUAAUGUGGAAGCUGGGAUAAAGAUGAUUACUUGUAUGGACGAGUUGGGGUGUAGGCCGAAUUUGAUUACUUAUAACUUGUUGUUGAAGGCAUUGUGUAAGAAUGAGGAACUGAGUCGGGCAAGGGAGCUUGUGAGUGAGAUGACCUUGAAUGGUGUUGGGGUAAACUUGCAGACACAUAUAAUUAUGUUGGAUGGUCUGUUUUGUAAAGGUGAUGUUGAUGAAGCCUGUAUUUUUAUGGAGGAAAUGUUGGAUAAGUUUAUGUGUCGACGUUGUUCGGCAUAUGAUGAUGUAAUCUAUGGGUUGUGCCAGAGGGGUUUGGUUUGUAAAGCGAUGGAUUUGCUGCUGAAAAUGGUUGACAAGAAUGUUGUGCCUGGGGCAAGAGCUUGGGAAGCACUACUCCUUAGCUCAGGAACUGGACCUUGCUUAGUAGAGAAUACUUGGACCAAUUUGGUGAACCCAAUGGAAGUCGAUUGA
Molecule: messenger RNA, 1476 nt
Organism: Fragaria vesca subsp. vesca
Lineage: Eukaryota; Viridiplantae; Streptophyta; Magnoliopsida; Rosales; Rosaceae
Product: pentatricopeptide repeat-containing protein At2g38420, mitochondrial-like
Exons: 1
Coding region: 1-1476 (491 amino acids)
Molecular function (GO): protein binding
Source: RefSeq, a predicted model, not a curated record